Messenger RNA from Ostreococcus tauri, 3933 nucleotides. RefSeq names its product Thrombospondin, type 1 repeat. The coding region runs from base 1 to 3933 and encodes 1310 amino acids. NCBI's taxonomy places the organism in Eukaryota, Viridiplantae, Chlorophyta, Mamiellophyceae, Mamiellales, Bathycoccaceae. The record is from RefSeq and is a predicted model, not a curated record. The transcript has a single exon.
AUGUCCGUCAACUCCGUCUUCGCCCCGCUCGCGGAUUCGGCGCGCGCGUCGACCGCGCUCGCGCUCGCGUCGCCCGAGGACGCGGACGCGAUCGUCGAUGCGAAUGAAUCGACCGACCGGGAUGUGGACCGAGCGAAGCGAGACGCGCGGCGCGAUCGCGGACGGGCGCUGUGGAGCAUGGUACAGGUGUACGCGAUGUUGCUCGUGGUCGCGCUGACGUACAACGCGGUGGCGGGGGCGUUCGCCGCGGGGCGAGAGAGGGGCGUGAGCCCGGAGCGCGCGACGUCGCUCGGCGGCGUCGAUCCGAGCGAGAUAUCGCGUUUUAACGGCAGUCGAAUGGGAGGUGGAUACGGAGAAGCCGUCGCGUCGAUGCAAAGGGCCAACGCGGCGAGUGCUCGCUGGACGCACGUGACGAGGUACGCGAUUCGCGGCUCGGCGAAUGUCGCGGCGGCGACCGGUUUGAGCGCGUUGAAGACCACGGUUGUGAUCGCGCGAGGGAGUGCGGUUUUGGUCGCGAGGCUCUUGGAAAGCGCUGGUGCGGGAAUCGUCGUCGAUGGAGUCGUUCUCUUAGCGUCGUCGUCGACGUCCGCGGCGCGGAACUUGUGGUGGUUGGCCACGUUCGCGGUGGCUCCGAUCUUCGAGCACUCGCUGAUUCCGUUGUGGGAUUUCACGCUUGAUGGACUUGAACCGCUUUACAACUACUUUUUCAUCGGAACGAUGGAAUUUUUCGAGGACAUGACGUUCAAUCUCGAGCAAAAUCUGGCCGGAGUGCUCGACGCGAGAACUCUUUCGUUCAUUCGGUGGCCGUUGCGCGUGUUCUUGAAUCCGUUCAAGUGGCCCGUGGGUUUCUACGAGGCCGUUCUUCGUCCUGUGUACGACUUUUGCGCCUAUCCGGAGUACUUUGACUCGCUUCCCAACCCAGUGGCGCCCGUGGUGAAGCGCACCUUUGGCGAGCGCUGCGUCGCAAGUGCCUGGGGAGAAUGGACGACAUGCAGCAGCGAGUGCGGCGCCGGUUUCAAGGUUCGCGUGAGUCACUGUGGUAAACGGCAGCACGCUCGAUGUGUUGGAAGCGGAUUCAUAGGUUGCGACGGUGUCUGCAACAGCGGUAUGCGUUCCGACUGCAACGGUGUGUGUGGCGGUAAGGCAAGUGUUGACAAGUGUGGAGUAUGUGGUGGUAACAACGUCGCCAUUGGUUGCGAUGGAAAAUGUUUCAGUGGCAUGCGAGAAGACGUGGUCGGCAGCUGUUGUCAUGCGACGACGAUAACCUCGAGUGGUAUAUGCGGUGAGACUGACAAUUUGCCGCCGCAUUUGAAGGCUGUUGCUACCGCAGCCCGCACAAAGCGUGCCAAUGUGGCGAAAAAAGUUCCCGUUUUGAGACGCAUCUCUUCGAUUUUCGCCAGUAUCGUGCGGUUAUUGCUGCGCGUGGUUACAGUGUGCGUUCUCGCGAUUGUAUUUACUCUUCGUUUGACGUUUUUGGCGGUGGCCUUUGUCGUUGGUAUGGUUUUCUCGACGUUUACUCUGAAAGCCAUCGGGACUCUCACCGCGGGCUACGCUGUGGUGGGAAUCGUUGAUAAAAAAGUACAGAAACGUCUCGGGGUGGCAAUCCGUCAAGCCGUACCUUUCUUGGAUGACAGCUUCGAAGAAGAACGCAGAUCUACUGCCGCUUUCCAAAACAGUGACGUACCUCGAACAACAACGGAACGCAUUGAGUUUUAUGUGCGCCAACUGAUUUUGAACCUCAAACAGGCGAAGGAUUUACCUGGUUCGUUCAUGCAUUACUUACACUGGCUGCGCACCAACUUGCAUGAAAUCGCUGGCGCAGUAGCCCCGAUCAUUCUCAAGUUUCUACGCGACGCCACGUACGAUGAGAUCAAGAGCGCUCGCACCGAGGCGCACAAGGAGGCUAUCGCGAAGCGGCGGAUUGAACGAGAGAAUGCUGAGCUCAAGCGACUCAUGGUAGAACAGGCACGCCUCGCGCCAAUGCAAGACGACGCUGCGGACAAUUCGCGAACAACCGCUUCACUGAGAGCGACCUUGGCCAAGGCAGAGGAGGAUCGUGCGGCUGCAACGCAAUGUGAAGAAGAGAAAUCCGAAGCGCUGAAAGUUCUUGUUGCUAGAGCGCUGAAAGAACAUGAUCCAGUGCAGAGCGCUGCUCUCGAAAAGGAAGUACAUCGAGCGAAAGUAGAGCGAGAUGAGGCUAAGGCAAAGUCUGCUCGCGCGGUGGAAGUCGUUCGGGCCCUGAAGAGACAGUUGAAAUCUGAAGACGACCGAUUGCAAGCAGAGGAAUUGGCACACAAGGCGAAGGCGUCCGAGGAGACUCAAGCGAAAGCGCUGAAAGAAACGGAAAAGGAAAUGAAGAGAUCAAAGGAGGAAGCACAGAAGACCGAAGUGGCUCGUCUCAAGGCUUUGCAAGCUGAAGAGGAGGCACGAAUGGCGAAAGCAGAAGAAGAGGCUCGUCUCAAGGCUUUGCAAGCUGAAGAGGAGGCGCGAAUGGCGAAAGCAGAAGAAGAGGCUCGUCUCAAGGCUUUGCAAGCUGAAGAGGAGGCGCGAAUGGCGAAAGCAGAAGAAGAGGCUCGUCUCAAGGCUUUGCAAGCUGAAGAGGAGGCACGAAUGGCGAAAGCAGAAGAAGAGGCUCGUCUCAAGGCUUUGCAAGCUGAAGAGGAGGCGCGAAUGGCGAAAGCAGAAGAAGAGGCUCGUCUCAAGGCUUUGCAAGCUGAAGAGGAGGCGCGAGCCGAAAACGAAGCUCGGCAGGCAGAGGAAGCAGAGGAGAACCGACAAAGGAUAUCGCGGGUGGAAGAAGAGGCCAGAAGGGCCGAGGAAGAGUCACGAGAAAAGGCGCGACAUGCUGAAGCAGAUGAGGCAACAAAAGAGCGCGACGCUCGUAUCUCGGCAGACGUAGAGCGGCUGUCAGAAGUGGCAGCCGUUGCACGCGCUCGCAUGAACGAUGCAAAUUCUGCGCUACGAGCAUUGAGCACAAAGAUCAGACAGUUUGAGAAAUCCCACAUGACGAAAUCAAACGCCCUUGGGAACGCAAGCGCAAUGGAAAGCGCGAGGCAACACUGUGUUCUCCUGGUCGAUUGUUUCUGCAAACAUAACGCCUAUGCGACUGCGGUGAUGAAUGUUGACUUGGCGGUAGAAUACCGAGAUUCCUGCUUGCAACGAGGCACGAUUGCGGUUUUGGAACGGCGCUUGCAGGAUGGAGCAAACUUGCCGGAGGAGUUUGUUGUUCGCUACCGCUUUUUGCUGAAGUACAGAGCUCGUCGCAACGCCGUCAUCAUGCUAUCAAAUAUAGCUUCGAAGCAUCCAGAUGGAGACACAAGACGGAGAAGUUACGCUGCUCUUAGUAGAAUAGUCAAAAAUUCACCCUUUGGACUGCUCGUUGCGGCGCGAACUGACGCACUUGAGCACGCUGUCCAGACGUUGAUGACUUGGGCCACUGGUAAACCGAGAGACAUCUUGCCGCCGUGGGAGGCUGCUGAACUCCUCCACAACUUGGUCUCAAACGAGGUGGCGAAGAGAUCCGAUAAUUUGAAGCGUCAAAUCGCCCUUCCAACUCUCGCGAGAUCUCUUUUGGCUAUCGCGAAAAUUGUUCCGAACUCGGUUGAAUAUCAGAGCACGGCGCUCGCCACGAUGUGGCAACUCCUGCGCGCAAUCGGGUACGACUCAACGGUACAGGAUGCACUCGUUGCCGAGGGCUUGGUUCGUCUGUUGCUAGAUGAUCGACAUUACGCCAAGAAGAAUUCGACCGUCGCGCGCAUGUUCGGCGGAUGCGCGCUCUCGCUUGCGAUGCACAAUACCGCGUCGCAGAAUGUGAUGGCUUCGAAACAGGUCAAGCUUCCCCGGCGCAUCGUCAAGGUAUUAAGUCUUCACGAAGAUAUCGAUUACCUCGGCGAAUUCGCGUCGCUCAACCCUUGGUUAAGCGGCGGCAUGUAA